UGCAGGUGAUAGUCGGCAGUCGGCACCCCCGCGUUGUUAUCUUCACCUACCAAAUUUCUGUUUUUAACUCACUUAGGAAACUUUGCAUCUAUGAUUUAAAAGGUCAAAAUCUUUCAUAUGUGAUUCCUCAACGUUCAUUUCUUAUUUCAAAUUGAUUAGUUCGAUUGUUUCGUCUUAAAAUGAAAAACAAGGGUGGAAACAGCUCAUCUACACCGCCUCAAAAGAAGCUGAAGCAAGGAACGGUACUGUCCUUCUUUGAGGCAGCGAAAAUUAGAAACGAGAAUGCAAGAAAGAGGAAAUUGAGUGAGCCGCAUGAUGACGAAGUGACAGUCCUAAAAGUGCGUUGCGAUGAGGGAAACGUGGAGCCUCCAAAGGUUGAAGAUGAAAAGACGGUCGUUCCGGAAAAGGAGCAAACAAAAGCAGUCGUAAGCAGUGUCAACGAGAGUUCUGAGGUGACAGAAGCAGUCAAUGAUGCACCUGAAGACAAUAUGUUGGAAGAAAAAUCAUCCCCUUCCAAAACUGAAAGCGAAAGUGAGGAGGAAGAGGAGAAUGGGUCUGCAAACGCUAGCUUUACGUCGACUGGACUAAACAGCAGUUUAUUGAUGGAUGUCGAUGACAAGUCAAUCACCUCAAUUAGUGAUAUUCCCAUCACUCCCAUGAAGUCGACUCCCAAAGUUAGGAAACUCACCCCAAAGCAGUUGGAAAAGCAGCUUGAGAACCAGAAGCGCAAGGAGAAAGAAAGGGAGGAGAAGGAGCUGAAGAAGCAGCAGGAAAAGGAGAUGAAGCAGAAAUUGAAGGAGGAAAGAGAAGCUCAGAAAAAUCUUGAAAGAUUGGAGAGGCAGAAAAAGAAACAGGCUGAAAUAGAUCAAAAGCUUGAGGAGAAAAAGGCCAAAGAGGAGGAAAAACGGAAACAAGAGGAGAAGAAGCUGGAGGAGAAAAAGAAAAAGGAGGAGGAAAAAGUGAAGGAAAAGCAGAAACGAGAGGAAGAAAGGUUGCUGAAAAAGGAAAAGAAAGAGGAGGAGAGGAAGAAAGCUGAAGAGGAGGAAAAGAAGAAGAUGGAGAAGUCAGCAGCUGCGUUUGCUAGUUUCUUUAAAAAGGUUCCUGCAACAACUGAGCAGUGCAAACCAGUGGAGGAGAAAGCAAAUCUUCUAAACAAUUUUAUGCCUUUCACUCUGAAAAAGGGCAUGAAGCUGGCUCCAGUUGUUCGACACUCGCUUGAUGAUAAGGCCAGAACCAAUUUAGAGAAUUCCUUUGAACAUCAAUGUGAUGAAAAACAGCUGUACCUGCAACAGCUCAAAACCAAGGACUUCAUUCCCAAGAAAAGUGGCAAAACAUUCCCAGCUAGUGAAAACAUAGUUGAUGACGAUGUCAUUGUGAUUGAAAAAGAAGACAUAGAGGAAGAAGUUGAGAAGGUUGGAGAGCUGUUGGUUACAAACAAUGCGCCUGAAAAGAACAUAAAACCAGCAAGAGUCAAGCUCCUUCAAUUUGUCGAGAACCGAAGACCAGCAUACUGGGGAACUUGGUCAAAGAAAAGCACUUGCGUCACCCCAAAGAAACCUUUCGCGCAAGAUAAGAUUUUUGACUAUGAAGUUGACUCUGAUGAAGAAUGGGAAGAAGAGGAGCCUGGCGAGUCUCUUCACGGCUCUGACGAUGACAAGGAAUCCGAGGAUGAAGAGUAUGAAGUUGACAAUGACGUUUUUGUACCUCACGGCUAUUUGAGUGACGAAGAAAGGGGAAAUAGUGAAGAUGAAGCACUGCCUGCUGAGGAGCAGAAGGAGAGGCUCAAGCAGAUGGAUAUUCAAUUUAAAGAAGACAUGAAAAAGAAAGUGAAGCACCUUCUUCCCAGAAUGGUCACCUGCUUCAAUCCAAAUGACCCAAGCAAAAAAGAUGAUCCAGUGCACAACCAAGUUCUGCAUCUUCUGAACCAGUUCGCUGCAGUGGUUGUCGCUCACAAAAUUCCCACAUCCUACAACACGGAUAAAGUAGAGAGUGAUAAUUUGGACGACGAACUGGGCAGUGAGCUUGAUGAUACACUGAAGACUGAAUGUUCAGCCAAGAAAAACAAACGAAACAAGAUGAAACUGCCUGAUGAAGCCGUUCCAGAUUUCAUCCGACUUCUGCACGGCAACACCAAAAACCGGCACUACCUUGUCAAGGAAUUCAUCACUUACUGGGACAAAAAGCUGCACCCAGAUAUUGACGUGGAGGCACAAAUUACUGACGACCGCGUCCGCAUUUCCAUCGGGAACGCGAGCAAGAAGAUGAAAGAGCUCGCGACCUGGCAGGCGUGUCCAGAAGAAGGUGCGUUCCAGGGACGCAUGUGUUGGUGGGUGUUGCAGGAGGAGCGGGACAAGCACAACCUCACUGAUUUGCCUUUGCCAAAUAACUGGGUUUACAAUUUAAAACCGGCUGCCAGAAGGUCAAAGCUGCAAAAGCCAGAGGUGAAAAAGCAGGUUGUUCCAGUUGAAGAUCGUGCUGCGUCUUCGCCCGAGCCAGCGGCCACGGAAAUGCCGCCAAAGAGCGUCCAAGGAACUCUAAUCACCAAAUUCACCAAGGUCCUUACCCCUGACGAGCGGCAGAAGCAAAUCGCGGCUGAAAUGCUGAAGGUCAAGGAAAAUAAGGAGAAGAUGGCCGCCAAGAAGGAAGCCACUUCUCCAUUCAGUCCUUCGUCAGCCUUUUUCGCCAAAACUGCAGAACUAAACAAACCCUCCACUUCUAGCAACUCUGCUAAUCCUGCUGGCGGCGAGCCGAAGAAAGGACGCCGCGUGUCCCUGCUCUUCUCAGUGCCAAGGGGGCAAGCUAUUCCCUCUCAAAGGCCUGCCUCGGCUUUUAAUCCUGUGCCUGUUGUUCUGGCCAAGAAAGAUGAUCAGGAUGUUAUUAAUCUUGAUUAAAUUUAAACAUGCUCACCUCAAUGCAUCUGUGAAACUCGUAGCUUGUACAUUUUAUUCAUCACUAUAGCAGGUAAAGAAGAAGUACUAAUAUUGCAAUUUUUCCUGUUUUCCGAGGAAAACAUCAUAGUGAAGAUUUGUCUUUUUGACUUCACUUGUGAAUAACUGUACCACUACAUUUUCUUACAUCUUUGCUGUACAAACGUGAAAGACCGACAAUUUUCAAAUGUCCUUUGUCCAGUAAAUAAGUUCGAUAUAUACA
Messenger RNA from Cloeon dipterum, 3150 nucleotides. RefSeq names its product Chromatin assembly factor 1, p180 subunit (gene Caf1-180). Lineage: Eukaryota; Metazoa; Arthropoda; Insecta; Ephemeroptera; Baetidae. The record is from RefSeq and is a predicted model, not a curated record. The transcript is spliced from 9 exons. Gene Ontology annotation, cellular component: CAF-1 complex; nucleus. Bases 180 to 2891 code for a protein of 903 amino acids. Gene Ontology annotation, biological process: nucleosome assembly.